AAGAUCCAGUUCGACAUGCAAAUGGAUCAAUUACAUGGUUCUCAAAACGAAACCAGAAUUAGCUCCCCAGAAGCUAAAUAAACAUGGAAAAGAGUAUUGGAAACUUUCUCCUGAUGCAAAUAAACCACAUAUUUCAUCUGAGUAUGUGAAAAAAGUUCAGGACUUGAUGAAUGAUAAGGAGGAUUAUAUUAUUGGAAUCGCCAAUGAUUGGGAAAUGGGUAGAAUGGAAUUGCAAAUACAAAAUGAUAAUAAUGGUACAAUUACAGGCUCAAAAGAAGAGUGGAUUCCGGGAGAGAAAGAUAAGUGGGGUAUGGAGCCUCAUGGAUGGUCACCAUAUAUGAUAGUAUAUUGUGAAGGAAAGAUAAAUAUUAAUAGACUUUUACGAUUAGAUCAGAUUGAAUACUUAUUUGGUCCAAAAAUUAAUGAAGAUAGAAUAGUAUAUUGGCAUACUCAAUUGCCAAUUCGUGUAAAUUUCAAAAUGGCAUCAGAAAUUAAGAUUCUUCUUCAUUAUGCUACAGAAUACACGCUUUUUACUAAAAUCUGGAUGGACAAUGGAACAGUGGAAGAAGGAAUUGCAGAUAACGGCUGGCAUUUUGGUAAGAAAAAGAAGGCUGGCAGUCUUACUGGAGAAGAAAUUACACCAGGACAGCUUAUGGGGAUUGAUGAAUAUUUAUGGGAAAAGACUCGUGAAUAUGUAUCACAUAUUUGUUAUGAACUUCGGCCAGUUCCAAUAUCACAAGGAGGAACAAAGCGGGCUAAAGGGCUAACGCCAGCUUAUGAAAGAGCCCUUGUAGAAUUUAACGAAAAAGUUCUGAAACCAGGUUGUAAUUUGAAGGACUUACAUAUUCUCGAAAAGGAUGAAAAGAAUGGGGGUUUAGGAAUGAAAAUUAUCGUUAAAGAUAUCUUAGGCAAUGAAAUGUGGAAUAGCAAUUUAGAAUGUGAAAGAGCACUUGCUUCCGCAUGUACCAAAACUAAAGAAGGAAAGGUUAACAUCGACGAUAAAAAAAUUGCAGAAGCACUUAUAUCAUUUGUUGCCAGAGAACUCCCGAAAGCUACAAGGGUAUGGAUUAUAGGUAAAGAAAUUUUAACACAUGAAGGUAUUCUCUAUCGUAGCUCUCAUGAAUGGGAAAAAUUAAUUAAGGCUUUCGAAUAUGAAAAAUCACAAUUCAUACCGGAAGAACUUUUAAAAUGGAGGCCGCUUAAAGCAGAAUAUAAUGAACUUGAAAAAUUCCUGGAAGGUGCUCAAUCUUACCGAUUUCGUUGCUGGCGAGAAAGAGAAGGUAUCGAGCCAACACCCAGAAAUGCUAUUGAAAUUUGGCAACAAUCUCAAGUAGAAUCAAUGGUAUGGAAUGCUCCAAUAAAUCCAGCUCCAAAACACAUCCAUAUUGAUCUUCGUGGAGUAUAUCUUAGCUGUGAAGACUCAGAACGAAGUGCAUCUGAAGCUUUGCCCUGGGUUCGACGAUAUGGAUUUCCAAAACAAACACAGCGACGUGCCUGUGUUGAAAAUAUUGAAGCUAUCCGUUGCUUGACUGGCGUUGUUCAGCUAGUGGCAUGGGAAUUUGCCAAAAAUCUCCAUCCGUUCACAGCAAGACUUAUUGGACAACAUCUCACAGAGAAGGAAGGUGCUAGAUGGCUUAUAAGUGCAACUCCAAGAGAAAUCAUAUAUAGUGUUGACAAAAAAUCUCGCAUUGAAUUUCCAUCUGAUCGUGAUUUAGCAGUUCGUUUCGUGGGAUCAUCAAUUCCUGAAACUAUUUUAGAUGAGAGUAAACUCAAGAUCGAUUUUGAUGAAAGCCUUUAUAUUAAUGCAAAAAAUGAUAUAGAAUUAGAGGAGGUUCAUAAAAAAUAUAAUGCAGAGAUAAAUAAAAUAAAAAAGCAAUAUGAGUCUGUAAUUGUUUUAGAUACUCCAGAAAUCAAAUAUGGUCAGUGGCGCAAGAAAAAGCCAGGAUAUAUCUAUCGUAAAGAAGCAUCGUCCUGGACUAUUAAUCAUAAAACGAACUUGCUUGCUGAGUAUCAUAGAAAACAAAAUCCGGGAUUAAUCACUAUGACGUAUCAUAAAUAUUUCCACUUGGGAGCAACUGCGAUCGAUGAAUGGGAUCCUGCAUGUCUCGGAAAAAAGACGCUUGCUGAAAUACUAAUCUUCGAUGAAGCAUGCAUGAUACCUAGAAAAGUAUUACAGAGAUUCCCGCAUAAAUUUUUUACAGAAUGGGCUGACGAAGUAAUCUGGUGUAUGGAAGACUAUCGUGUACAAGACGACGAACUCAAGGUAUUAAAAUUACGUAUGUGGAUGAAAAAUGAUCUUGCUCAAUUACUAGAAUUUCGUAAGGCUAUACCUAAAACAACAUGGGAAAAUGCUCUCGCCCAGUGGACUCCAAAUGACAUCUGA
This is a messenger RNA of Diversispora eburnea, 2383 nucleotides long. NCBI's taxonomy places the organism in Eukaryota, Fungi, Glomeromycota, Glomeromycetes, Diversisporales, Diversisporaceae. The record is from the annotation of a GenBank genome assembly.